AUGAUGAUGAUACAACAUCGGAAUUACAACAAAAGGCUCGUCUCUUUGGUCCUACGAGUUAGUAUCUAUACCAUCCUAUUCGUCGUGAAUGCACUCCUUCUCGUGUAUCCAACCUGGUAUUUCGUGGAUUUCCUUUCUUCCAAAAUUUCCAUUUCCCAAUCCAUCGUCUCGCAUGGACAAAAGAUUAGAGAUUUAGAAUACAAGCCACCCACACCAUUACCAUCCAAUGUGGAUCAACAUUACUUUAAGAUACCAGACCCUUUUAGAAAUCAUUUUCAGAAUGUGAACGUUACAAUACCUUGUGAAUCAUCCAUGAUGCUUUUUUCAUUCAGUGCCAAUGCUUCGAUGGAUGUUUUAAUUUUCAGACGAUUUGAAAUGUUUGAGGCAUAUAUGAAUUUGUCAAGUCCAAGUCACUUGCUGUAUUUGAAUGACACCACAUUGUCUCUGUUAAGAGAAUAUCCAUUGGACAGGAGUACCAUCAUGAUAUCUGACAAUUCAUUUGCGAGUCGUUUCUUUUCAACAAAAGUUCAUAACAGCAACACUUCUAUGGUCAAUAAUGACACUGAAACAUGCAACCAUGGAAGUUUUGAAAUUUAUCUCGUAUUUAGAAAAUUAAUAACUCAGCAAGAAUAUAUUUCUAUUGAUUUUUGGUAUUGGUUAGAGUAUCAAGACAAUCGAGGAUUUCUUAAAUUUAACGUGACAAUACUAUGCAUAUUCUUCAUGAUAAUCUUUAACACUAUUUAUUUAUUGAAUGUCAAAUCAUUUUUACAAUUUUUAAUGCCUGCUUUAUUUAGAGGAGAGACGAAUACUAUCAGCACAUUCUCUGAACGGCUAAAACGAUUUUUACCACUCGAGACAUGUCUGUGCUGUGGUUGUUGUUCACAACAUUUAAGAAAACCACAGAGUCAAGUGCGAAAUUUCUACGAUCGUAUGCAUUCCAUUUCAAGCAGUUCAGUGAAUGAUGAUGAAGACUCUCUCAACAAACUUUCUCCAAGAGCAGAAACCAUUUCAUUUCGUGACUUGGCUUUUACUUCCUUCACAGGUAAGGAAAUAUUACAUCCCAUUAGUGGUGAUAUUACUCCUGGACGUCUUACUGCCAUUGUGGGAAAGAGUGGUAGUGGCAAGUCCACAUUUAUCAAUACUCUCUGUCGAAGAGCGAGUCAUGGAUUGCAGAGUGGAAAGGUUUUUGUUUCCAAUAAGGAAAUUACUCGAGAGACAUCUAAAAUGAUUGGAUUUGUACCUCAAGAUGACAUUAUUGCCAGUAAUAUCACUGUGAGAGAAGCUCUCGAGUUUAGUUUACGUUAUCGAAAACGCAGACAAUUUUCUCCACAACACAUUAUUGAUACUCUCGGAAAGUUGGGACUUCUUCAUGUGCAGCAUUCAUUGGUUUCUGAAAUUAGUGGAGGUGAGAGAAGAAGAACAUCGAUUGGCAUUGAAAUUGUCAAUGAUACUCCAAUACUCAUAUUGGAUGAACCGACCUCUGGAUUAGACUCAGAGACAUCUCUCAGUCUUGCUCUCACUCUUCGAUCAUUGGCAGAAGACAACCACUUGACCAUUAUUUGCGUGAUUCAUCAGCCCUCUGCCGAAGUCUUUCAACAAUUUCACAACAUGAUACUCUUUUCAGAUGGGCAAUUGCUACUGCAUGCUCCAGUGGAUUGUGUCAUUGAAACACUGAAAGAGAAAAUUCCUGCACAUGAGAUUCGAUUAAAUCCAGCAGAUGAAAUUUUGAGAACCUUAAUUGAACCUAUUAAGGGAACUCCUAUCCUUAGAGCUAUUCAGAAAAAACAAGAAGAGAAAAAUCACACCUGUUGUGGAAUUUGCUACUACAAGUAA
This is a messenger RNA of Naegleria fowleri, 1833 nucleotides long. RefSeq lists its product as uncharacterized. Gene Ontology annotation, molecular function: ATP binding; ATP hydrolysis activity. Lineage: Eukaryota; Heterolobosea; Eutetramitea; Acrasida; Naegleriidae. Bases 1 to 1833 code for a protein of 610 amino acids. The record is from RefSeq and is a predicted model, not a curated record. The transcript has 2 exons.